GAUGAAGAGUCUUUGCCACUAUAAACCUGGUGAAAAUAAAUGUGAAUGUAAUUUUUAAAGAAGAAACGGUAGCAUUUUAGAUUUCCACUGUUGUAGAUUUUUCUCAUAGUAGGUGGAAGGAUGGCAUGGAAAUGGAAGUACUCCCCCAAGGAACAGCUGGAGGAUACGAGCAGCCUGCACCCAGGGCUCACAGGGCUGCAGAACCUGGAGAACACGUGCUACAUGAACGCGGUGCUGCAGUGCCUCUGCAGCCUGACCCCGCUCGUGCAGUAUUUCCUCUCAGGGAAGUGGAACACAGCCCUGCAUGAGGAGAUUGGAGAGUCUGCAACUGCCUUUGGCUGUUUGGUGUCUGACAUGUGGCUUGGAGAGUUUGACUUUGUUUCCCCUGAGGCUUUUCACUCUGUCUUUGGGAAGCGGUACCCAGCUUUUAGCAGGAGGACUCAGCAUGAUGCACAGGAGUUCCUCAUCUGUGUGCUGGAUGACCUCCACGAGGCUUUCAAGCAGCCAAACCAAGAAAGACAGAGCUCUGCUGCAGGAGCAAGCACAAGGAGUAGCAGUGGCACAUCUAUAAUAACACACUUAUUUGAGGGACAGCUCAGUUAUGCCAUCAGAUGUCUGACAUGCAAAGCCCUCAGUGACAAACCCGAGAGCUUCACUGUCCUCUCCCUGCCCAUCCCUUCCACCAGAGUGUGCUCUCUGCAGGACUGCCUGGAAUGCUUUUUUCAGCCAGACACACUGACUCGGAACAACCAAAUCCACUGCUGCUGGUGUGGAAGCAACCAAGAUGCAACAGUAACGGCCUCCAUAACCAAGGCACCACAGAUCAUCAUCUUUCAUCUAAAGAGGUUUGCCUGGCAGGACAAGCACAGAAGGAAACUCUCAACCACUGUCUGCUAUCCAUUCAGUGAUCUGGAUCUCUCUCCCUACAUCUCCACAUCAUGUCACAACAAUACAGAGUACAGCUUGUGUGCUGUAGUGGUAAGCUUUGCCUUCCUGCUUUUAUUGGGAAUGCCCUGGCUCAUGGAACAGAUGAAGCCUGUGUUGGUUUGGACUAAUGUUAUAAUGAUUUAUAAUUUAAUGCAUGUUUUGUUGUAUGCUUUUUUCACCAGCCAUGGACAUAAUCCAGUAACAGUACGUAACUGA
Messenger RNA from Camarhynchus parvulus, 1143 nucleotides. It is a transcript of the gene USP50, whose product is annotated as ubiquitin specific peptidase 50. NCBI's taxonomy places the organism in Eukaryota, Metazoa, Chordata, Aves, Passeriformes, Thraupidae. Gene Ontology annotation, molecular function: cysteine-type deubiquitinase activity. Gene Ontology annotation, biological process: Ras protein signal transduction; protein K48-linked deubiquitination; protein K63-linked deubiquitination. The record is from RefSeq and is a predicted model, not a curated record. Gene Ontology annotation, cellular component: dendritic spine; midbody; extrinsic component of endosome membrane.